CCUGGGUCUGUUGCCAGCGGUGGAACAGAGGAGAGCGCUUCUCAGUGGGUUCCAACAGACUGCCAGGUGGGGCUCAGAGGACCAGCCUCUCCCACUGUCUCCUGAGCCCAAUCUUCUUGGCCAUCACCUUCCCCCUGCUCUAUGGCGGCUAUCACCGAUCUCUCCUUUAUGUAUCGCUGGUUCAAGAACUGCAAUCUGGUCCGCAACCUCUCAGACAAGUACGUCUUCAUCACGGGCUGUGACUCGGGCUUCGGGAACCUGCUGGCCAGGCAACUGGUUGAUCGGGGCAUGCGGGUGCUGGCUGCUUGCUUCACUGAGGAGGGGGCUCAGAAGCUUCGGCAGGAUACCUCUUGUCGGCUGCAGACCACCCUGUUGGAUGUCACCAAGACCGAGAGCAUACAGGCAGCGACCCAGUGGGUGAGGGACCAAGUGGGAGAGCAAGGCCUCUGGGCCCUGGUGAACAAUGCUGGUGUAGGCCUGCCCAGUGGACCCAAUGAAUGGCUGACGAAGGAGGACUUCAUGAAGGUGAUCAAUGUGAACCUGGUGGGACUGAUUGAAGUGACCCUCCAUAUGCUGCCCCUGAUCAAAAAAGCUCGGGGCAGGGUCGUCAACAUGUCCAGCUCUGGUGGUCGUGUGGCUGUCAUCGGUGGUGGCUACUGCGUCUCCAAGUUUGGUGUCGAGGCCUUCUCUGACAGCAUCAGGCGUGAGCUCCACUACUUUGGGGUGAAAGUCAGCAUCAUUGAGCCGGGGAACUAUCGAACAUCCAUCCUGGGCAAGGAGGGCACGGUGUCCCGCAUGCGAAGGCUGUGGGAGCGGCUGCCUCAGGAGACCCGGGAUAGCUAUGGGGAGGAGUACUUCUGCAACUGCAAACAGGUGAAAAUGUACUGA
This is a messenger RNA of Leptonychotes weddellii (Weddell seal), 888 nucleotides long. The record is from RefSeq and is a predicted model, not a curated record. Lineage: Eukaryota; Metazoa; Chordata; Mammalia; Carnivora; Phocidae.